Salvia hispanica is the source of this 1723-nucleotide messenger RNA. RefSeq names its product heat shock protein 90-6, mitochondrial-like. Gene Ontology annotation, biological process: protein folding. NCBI's taxonomy places the organism in Eukaryota, Viridiplantae, Streptophyta, Magnoliopsida, Lamiales, Lamiaceae. Gene Ontology annotation, molecular function: ATP binding; ATP-dependent protein folding chaperone; ATP hydrolysis activity. The record is from RefSeq and is a predicted model, not a curated record.
CUUCUCUCUUCUCUCUUCACUCUUCAUCUCAGCUCCAGAAAAACCUUCGAAAACCCUACAACCACCUCUCAAAAUUUGCUGCAAUCCGCUCUCUAUCUCCCGAAAUGUACAGCUUAUCGAGGCGUUCUGUUCCGGCUAUCCUCCGAGGCGGCGCUGCGCUCAAUCGCGCUAUUUAUUCCGUCGACCAUCAGCUCUCCGGAGAGAGUGAUCCAACAAAGAGAUGGUGCUCUGUGCUGACAGCCGGCAGCGGCAAUGCUAUUGGUGGCACCACGUCAUUUGAUCUGAAAAUGGGGCAUUUUAUGUGGUGUCGUUAUGAGACAACUGCUGCUUCAGCUAAUCCACCUCCGCAACCUCAAAUCCAAGCAGAGAAAAAAAAGAAGACCAAGAGUGUAGUUGGAAGGGAUUGGGAUUGGGAGCUUACAAAUGAGAGGCAGCCAAUAUGGCUGCGUAACCCUGAUGAAGUUAAAAAGGAGGAGUACAAUGAGUUCUACAAGAAAACAUUUAACGAUUAUUUAGAACCCCUUGCCUCUUCACACUUUGGGACUGAGGGUGAAGUUGAGUUUAGGUCUAUACUAUAUGUGCCGUCUAUGAAACCCUCAGGGAAGGAUGACAUUAUCAACCCCAAGACAAAGAAUAUAGGGCUGUUUGUAAAAGGAAAAUUCAUUUCUGAUGGUUUCGAUGGUGAAUUGUUACCACGGUAUUUGAGAUUCAUCAUGGGUGUUGUUGAUUCAAAUGAUCCUCCUCUAAACGUCUCAGGCAAAAUCCUUCAAGAAAGCCAUAUUGUUCGCAUUAUGAAAAAACGUCUGGUGCGCAAGGCCUUUGACAUGAUCCGUGGCAUAUCUAUGAGUGAAGAUAGAGAGGACUAUAUGAAAUUCUGGAGGAAUUUUGGCAAACACUUGAAGUUAGGUUGCAUUGAACGUGAGAACCGCAAACGCAUUGCUCCAUUACUUCGAUUUUUUUCAUCUCAAAGCACGGAGGAUGUUAUCAGCUUGGAUGAGUAUGUUGAGAACAUGAAAGCUGAUCAGAAAGAUAUUUAUUUCAUUGCGGCUGACAGCGUAACUAGUGCAAGGAAUACACCCUUGCUGAAGAAACUUGUCAAAAAGGGUAUCGAGGUUCUGUUCUUGGUGGACCCUGUAGAUAAGGUUGCUAUCCAAAAUCUGAAAUCUUACAAGGACAAGAACUUUGUGGACAUCACCAAACAAGGUUUAGAUCUUGGUCAGUUAUUAGGCGGCAAGGAUGAAGACAGAUAUAAAGAGAUGAAGCAAGAGUUUGGUACUUGUGACUUGAUUAAGAAGGUUGCAUUGCCAGACUCACGAGUCUUAUAUACUGUGCUACGAUCACCUCAUAUUGAUAAAAAGUCUAGAGAACAAUUUCAAAUGAUAACUAAGAAAGAAUAUUAUGUCAUAAAAGCUCAAAGGCCGUCUGAAUUGCGUCAGAAGUUCUUUUGGUUAAAGCGCCGUGCAACUUGGAGGACAUAAGACUUCUCGAUUGCUGAAUGGAUGCUCCUACCCCACCAUGCCUGGCCCUUUACCGUACCUCAAGAAGAAAGACGGGGUGUGUCUACAGCUUUUUAAGCGAGUUGCCCGUGUUCAAGUCUCAAACCAUCUUAUUAUUUGUAGUUGCUUGAUAGCUAGUUCUCUGCCUCUAGGAAUUUUGGUGUUUGGGAUGGAAAUUUGGAGGAGCUAUUGUAUUCAGUUUCAUAAUGAUUUUUGUUUUUCUAUAA